CAAACAUGGAUCUAUUUUUAGAAUCAAUAGUAAAGUAGUGUAGUCAAUGAACAGAAAAUUCCCACAACGAGGAAUUUGAUUUUGACGGACACAGUUGCAUGUUAUAGCAAAUAUUUCAUAUUUUUAAAGGAUAUUUUGGAAAAAUUGCGAAACUUAGCGAGGUCAACGGCAUCAUUGACGAAGCAGACGACUCCAACGGUUCCAUACAUACACAGAGAGGGAGGAAAACAUGGCAGAAUUUGAUUCUCUGAGUUUCGCUCUGUUAAUCCCGUUUGCAAUUUGUUUUGUUUUAGUAUUUAUCGUUUGUUGCUUUGCUGACGAAAUUAAAGACAUAUGCCGGAUGCCGAAUCCUUUACCAAGCAGUUACUUAGCUGUAGAGCGCGCUCGCCCCAACCGACGCAGCAGCAGACGACAAAUCCGUCAAGGUCGUCCUCAAAAUGAAGAAGUUAGAAACCUUAUUCUAAGCGAGGAAGGUAGAAGUCGGAAUGUAUCCGAAAGCUCUGCUGAUUAUAAUCAAGUCACUAGCUUGUUAGCAAGUUCAAACUUCAGCAUUGUUAGGCAACCAGGUGCAAGUUUACAUCAGAACGUGAUGAUGUUACCACAGACGACAAUUCCAGCCAGAAGUCAGACGACACUUCAAACCGGAAGUCAGACUGUACUUCAAACAGGAAGUCAGAGAUUUAGAAUUCCUAGCACAAACUGUAUCGUUUCUCGCCCUGAAGUGCACGGAAGCGUAGCACAACCAGGAACGCAACGGAUCAUUAUACAACCACUAGGCCAGUUUGCGGCUCAAAACACUAGCAGAAAUAAUAGCAAAAACUUCAGCAGAAACUUAGCCAUUCAUGCCAGCACAUCGAGUAAAGACAUUGGUUCGUGUUUAAAACGCGAUUCAAAUUCACGUGAGUGUGAGUCAAAUACAAACAAAAGCCAAAGAGCGGACUUAAAUAGAAAUGGUUCAGCACCACAGCUGUUAAACAAUUAUCUCAUUAAUGGAUCAACGAAUACGCCAAAUGCGUUGAAUUCGCAUACAUCAAACACUGUGAGUUCGCAUACGUCAAACAGUUUGAGUUCGCAUACGUCAAACACUUUGAGUUCAGAUGCGUCAGACACGUUGAGUUCUCAUACUACGUCAAACACUUUAAGUUCAGAUGCAUCAAACGCGUUGAGUUUUUCAAAACAAGAAACAAAAAGCAGUCAAAGUGAUCAGUCAAGAUGAUGCAACUGCUAAAACUUGAUUUAUUGUGCGUUAUUUAAAAUGCCAGUUGAAGGAGUCUCAGUGAAAAUGCGUUAAAAGGACAACCUUUCUGGAUUGCAGGUCAUGACAUCUUGGUCAUGCCAAGUGUUCUACGUUGUUGAGAGUAUUUAAGACACUGCAGUUACACCCAAAAACGUUUGAAACAAAAAGUUUUGUUUACAAGUACAGUAAGUCUGUCAUGAAGAUACAAUUCAAUCGUACAGUUUGUUAGGCAUAACUAUAAAGAACAGACAUUUUCAAGAGUUUAUGAUAACUGUUGCAAUCAGUAUGCAGCUUUUCAUUUGUAUGUUUUGGAUUUUUUCUAUGAAGAACAUUAAAUAUAGCUGUACUGGCAUGUUAGAUCCAGAUAUAGGCCUUACUUUUGACUCAAAAAUGCCAAAAAGAUUGUUUUUACGGCACAGAUUUAUAAAGAUCAGCUUCAGUGUCAUGAAUUGAUAAUAAUACUGCAGUGGAUUGAUUAAGAAUAAUCAUUUGUUCCUAUAUUUUACAAAGAAAAUAAAACGGAGCGGCCAACCCACGCGAGUUUUGGAUACCGUACAUGGGAGAAAAUGUCCCGAUUCAGGAGCGUCGAAUACAGUAAAAUGAGUGUUUUAUCCGCAUAAAACGUCUGCAGUGAGUUCUAAACGGCAACUGCAUAAGUGUGUAUGUUAUCUACACAGUUCAGGAAAAGCAGGUGGCUAAAAUGUUUGAGAACAGUUCUAAGAACAGAUGACAGACAGUGUGGAAGAAAACACUCAUUUUGCUGUCUUCGACGUACUUUAUUUUAUUAAAAUUCGUCAAGUAACAGAAGUACAGGCAAAAUGUUACCGAACUCUAGGCUUUUCUCCGUGUGUACGGUAUCAAUAUUUCACGUGGGUUGACCUCCCUGGAAAAAACACUGGUAUACUAAAUAUGCUAAACGAUGAACAAAGAUAACUCGGAUCUGCCAGUGCUAGAGAUUCCAUUUGAAUUUUUGUAGAUCAUCUUAUUAUAAUGAAAAUAUUUUUUUCUAAUUAUGUUGCUUGUAUAUUGUCAUAAAAUUGUGUAAUAUUAGCAUAUUGUUGUGAUAUAUGUAUAUUAUCAAAUAUUUAUUACAGUGACAAAUCAUUUAAUUGCUUUUGUAGACAUUCACAUCUUUUCUUUGUUCUAUAAAAAAGUGUUUCGAUACGGUAAUUGGACAGGGUACAUGUACAAUUUCAUUUGGUACUUUAUUUUUUUAUUAAUGGUACAACAAAAACAAAAUGAUUCAAUCAGAAUUUUAUUUUGAAUUUUAACACAAAAUUUUCACAUGUAGGCCUGCACAUAAUGGUAUUUCAGUCUAAUACAAAUGUCCUAAAUCUAUUACAUAUUUUAUAUUUUCCUUAAACAAUGUAGAUUCUGUACGAUUUCAGUGCUUAAUAUGUUUUAUUAUUUAUACUAUCAUGCCACAAGUAAAAACGUUAGCUUUGGAAUAAUUAAUUAUCUGAAAAUAUUUUUAUUUAUUUUUUGUUUAAAUUUAAGGAGAAAGGCAGCUAUAUAUUAUUAUUUUCCCCAUUUGCCUAACAUCUAUACAAAGAGCAUGACGUCACAACUUUCGUCAUAUAUUUCAUUAUUAAUGAUGUCAGUGUGAACCCCUUGAGUAUUUAUAUUCAUGUAAAAUGUAUUAUUCAGAGCUAAUUUAUUAUUUCAUUCAUUUAAAUAAAACAAUAUUACCCUAACCGUUGAAAUUUUAGUGUAGAGGUAAAUUGCAUUUUAACUACAAAGUACUAUUUAUGCAUAUAUGAUAUGAAAUCCUAACAGUUCUGUCAUGUAGAUAAAUGUAUGUGUACUUUCCAUCCUGUUUAAAAGCAAGCCUGUUCUAUCCACAUACAGAGAAGAAGAAAAAAUAAAUGUAACAAGGCUAGCUCUCACACAAUAGUUUGUUUUAUGUUAUAUUUAUCUGUGAUAUAAAAUUGGAAAGAAG
Messenger RNA from Mercenaria mercenaria, 3176 nucleotides. RefSeq lists its product as uncharacterized. The transcript is spliced from 2 exons. The coding region runs from base 230 to 1216 and encodes 328 amino acids. NCBI's taxonomy places the organism in Eukaryota, Metazoa, Mollusca, Bivalvia, Venerida, Veneridae. The record is from RefSeq and is a predicted model, not a curated record.